AUGCCAAACUUUGGAAGCAAGAAGAAGCGCGCGAAGAAGACGAAGAAGACGAAGGAUUUGGAGGACAAACUUUUGGAUUUGAAUUUAGAAACGACCACCACGGACGAAGAAGAGGAAGAAUUGGAGGCGAAGAAGGCGAGGCGAAAGCAGAAAAAGCUUUCCGAGAAGAAGAAGAGAAAGACCCCGAAAGAAGCGGAGGAGAAGACGUCGUACCGGCCGCCGUACGAGUGGCUGGACGACAACGAGGAGGAUGGGGACGACGAUGCUUCGUUUCUGCCGCGCGUGUGCACGGAAGAAAACGACGAAGAACGCAACGUCGCCUUUGAAGGGUUCGAUAUCACAACCUUUUACGGAUCAGAGAGGUGGCAGUUUGAAAGCGACGUAUUUGGAGAAGAUCGAAUACACAGAGGUUCGGAGAAAUUCUCCUGCGCCUUAACGUGCGGACCGAGGAAUGAGACGGUGUAUUUUCAUUUCAAAAGUAGAGUGAACUUGUUAAAGUUUCAGAAACGACCGCGACGGUUUCUUCCGAUGUGCGGCGGCUUCUGUUGCGUCGGCGUGAUUUUUUCAAGCGAUCCGGAUUCGUGUUGUUUCAAUCGUUUAUUUCGAGGGGAUCCAUCGAAAUUUGCGAGAAAAGAUCAGAAAGUGUACAUGUUUGCGGACGAAGCGAGCAAACAGUAUUUUUUAUCGUACGCGCAGGAGUUGUCGAAGGUGUGCGAGGAAGCUUUCGAAAGGAGAGGGUUUCAAGAAAACGCAGAGGUAUGCGACGGAGGGUAUCACGAUGGUCACUAUGCUCCGUUUGGAAAGAUUGAUGGGUAUCCAGAACACUUUAACUAA
Bathycoccus prasinos is the source of this 834-nucleotide messenger RNA. RefSeq lists its product with no specific name. The transcript has a single exon. The record is from RefSeq and is a predicted model, not a curated record. The coding region runs from base 1 to 834 and encodes 277 amino acids. NCBI's taxonomy places the organism in Eukaryota, Viridiplantae, Chlorophyta, Mamiellophyceae, Mamiellales, Bathycoccaceae.